UGAAGACACGCUUUAUAGGAGUGGCCACAAAAUGAACUCUGAUCGGAGAAGGAGUGGCCAUGUUCCCUCUGCUGACUUUGACACCAGAACACCAGCAAAGUGACAGGACACCCAGGAAACACAGUUGUUUGGAUCGUUUCUCCUCUUUCAGGUUGUGAUGAAGCUUUCAUCGUCAGGCCUGCGGCCAAAGGUGGCUGUGUUGUUUCUGGUCUUAAUCCAGCUGAGGACAGAGGCAAUGCAGAUAACUUCCUCAGGGCCACAAACUAUUCAGAAGCCCGUGGGUGAUACGGUCCAACUGGGUUGCACCUUCACCCCUGGUUCUCAAGACACCGGAGAGCUGGAUAUUGAGUGGAGUAAUGUCAGUCCGGAUAUGACACAAAAGGACAACCUGAUUUUGUCAUACUCAGCGGGUCAGACCCACUACUAUGACAUCAACGCGAACAGGAUCAAAUUCAGUGAAAAUCCGGUGCAGGGCGACGCCUCCCUCUCCAUUUUCAGCGUGACGCUCUCAGACACAGGAACGUACCAGUGCAAAGUCAAAAAGUCACCUGGCGUGGACAUGAGAAAAGUGACCCUGGUGGUGAUGGUCCCCCCAUCAGUCCCAAAGUGUUGGGUUGAAGGCAGUGAAGAAAAGGGUGGCACUGUUUCUAUGCGCUGCAACUCCUUGAAGGGAUCCUCUCCUCUCAUGUACACAUGGAAACGAGAGACCGGAGGUGCAAUGCCAACCACGGCAACCCAAGACCCACAGACAGGAGAGAUUCUGUUUAAGAACCACACAGACAGCAACGCUGGGAAAUACGUGUGUGAGGUAAAAAAUGCAGUCGGUCAACAGCAGUGCGCCUACUUUCUGAAGGCAUACAACCCUACCGAUAAAGUGGGUGUCAUAGUGGGUGCCGUGUUCGGUGCUCUGCUGCUGCUGCUUCUCCUGCUGUUUCUCAUCUGGCUGCUGAUCUGCUGCUGCCAAAAGAAGCGCUACCAGAAAGAGGCUGCAAAUGAAAUUAGGGAGGAUGUCCCAGCCCCAGAGAGUAGACCCACCAGCAGACAAUCCAGCAGACGCUCCACCUACCAACCGGUGGUGGGAUACCGGACUCAUCAUGGGUUGCAGUACAACUCCUUGGUGACCCCCCAGCCCAACGGCAGUGAACUUGGCAUCACCUCCACAGGAAGCAUUAAUGGACGAGCUCAAAUGAGUGACACUGCUCCUCGCCUUCAUUACGACCCUCAAUAUGGAUAUGCUGUGUGACCGCCGGCAUGAAGCUACCUGUCAAGUUUAGGACGAGUGACUGGGGGUGCAAUAAUACAUUUAGGCGCUGAACAAAAGGAAUGUCUGUGUUACUAUGGCUCACACGGAGUCAAUGUCUCACUUUUGUAAACACUACAACCGUCUACAUCAAUUAUUGUAAAACUGGAUGUAAUCUGUAAAUACAGAAAAAACA
Messenger RNA from Oryzias melastigma (Indian medaka), 1436 nucleotides. It is a transcript of the gene vsig8b, whose product is annotated as V-set and immunoglobulin domain containing 8b. The transcript has 8 exons. The coding region runs from base 158 to 1243 and encodes 361 amino acids. NCBI's taxonomy places the organism in Eukaryota, Metazoa, Chordata, Actinopteri, Beloniformes, Adrianichthyidae. The record is from RefSeq and is a predicted model, not a curated record.